This is a messenger RNA of Tilletiaria anomala UBC 951, 1482 nucleotides long. RefSeq lists its product as uncharacterized. NCBI's taxonomy places the organism in Eukaryota, Fungi, Basidiomycota, Exobasidiomycetes, Georgefischeriales, Tilletiariaceae. The transcript is spliced from 3 exons. The coding region runs from base 202 to 1320 and encodes 372 amino acids. Gene Ontology annotation, cellular component: mitochondrion; membrane. The record is from RefSeq and is a predicted model, not a curated record. Gene Ontology annotation, molecular function: cardiolipin synthase activity. Gene Ontology annotation, biological process: cardiolipin biosynthetic process.
CACAAACUGCUUGGAAGUGUGUAAGCAGCAAGCGCAGCUUGUCUAUUCACCGUCUUUCACGUCACUGAUGAAAAUUUACGGCGAAAGUGUUCGUCUGACUUCUUUCAUCAAAUAAUAUUUGCAGAAGCCCAGCACAACCGCCCAACUAUUCUACACACCAGCCCUUUCGCAGUGCUCCAGAACCCGAACACAGCGACGACGAUGGUGCAUACAUCCUCCUCGCUCUCUAUACCUCUCCGCUCUGGCGUAUUCAUCAAUUGCAAUGCUGGCGCGACGAGUUCGGCUUGGCGCCAAUCGCACAGAAGCAAAGGCCCCGAAGGUGCACGGUCUUUGGUCCCUGCUCUGCCCCUGCUCUGUAUCUGCUCGCAGCGAAGAGGCCUAGCAACUGUGCGUGGGUGCACAAGAGAAGUCCGUACAUCAAGACCUAAAGGGACGAAGUUUCCAUUGAACUCGCUGCAAAGCUCAAAUGCAAGCUCAGUCCUGCGUCAAAUGAAACUGACAUCCUCACGACCGUUUGCCAAUUCAUCAGCGGCCAGCACUGCAUCUCAGCCUGAGUCCAAUGCACCAGGCCCACCCACACCGCAGCCUCCCUCGCAAGGAAGGGACCAGAGACCCGUAACUUUGGAGUCAAAGCCAAAAGGAAAAGUAACACAGGCUAUCGAGCAGCUCAAGGCAGCAAGCGGGACCAGCGCGCCCGUGGCACUAUCCGAGAAUAUCUACACGAUACCGAACCUGCUGACGACAUUGCGCCUGCUGAGUGUUCCCGUGCUGGGGCAUCUGGUGCUGACGUCGCAAAUGCCGGCGGCAGCCGCGCUGCUGUUUGUCUCGGGCCUGACGGACGUCGUAGACGGCUGGCUGGCGCGUAAAUGCAACAGCUACACCGUCUUUGGCAGCAUCGCGGACCCGGCGGCGGACAAGGCGCUAAUGACUGUGAUGGUCGUGUGCCUCGCCAUCAAGGGCCUCUUGCCGGUACCCUUGGCCGUGCUGAUCCUCGGCAGAGACGUAGCGCUCGUCUUAUCCGCCUUCUUGAUCCGAUACCGCUCGCUGCCGCCGCCAAAGACGUUUGCGCGGUACUGGGACAUUUCGCUGCCGUCAGCGUCUGUGCAGCCGACACAGAUCUCCAAGUACAACACUUUCCUGCAGCUGCUGCUCGUCGGUGCGACAACGCUGCUACCCUGCCUGCCGCCCGACGUGCAAGCGCUGCAGAGCGUCCAGCUCGGCUUGAGUGCUUUCCAGAUCGUUGUGGCCGCGACGACGGUCUGGAGCGGGGCAAAUUAUCUGUUCGGGAGCGGGGCUGUAAAGUAUCUGCACCGCAAGUGAAGAUUCAUCUCGCUCCGGCAGCCGACAUUGAACUACUCCAGGAUGUGGAGAGGUCGCAGCAGACGACGACCGGGUUCUUGCUGUUGACAAACGUUCGCGAGCCAUUGAUGUUCCUUCAUGAUGUAGAUCGGAGAGCCUACAACCACUGUCCUGAACUGCGUG